Molecule: messenger RNA, 5643 nt
Organism: Gymnodraco acuticeps
Lineage: Eukaryota; Metazoa; Chordata; Actinopteri; Perciformes; Bathydraconidae
Gene: rgs12a
Product: regulator of G protein signaling 12a
Exons: 18
Coding region: 279-4493 (1404 amino acids)
Biological process (GO): signal transduction
Molecular function (GO): protein binding; GTPase activator activity
Source: RefSeq, a predicted model, not a curated record
UGUUUGUGAUCUCCACCGCGAGUGAAUGGAGGCUGGUGGUGCGCUCGCGAGUUGCCAUAUGGACUAUUGAAUCACGGCAGGGAGAUAUUGCCUUGUAUGUUUACGUAAUGGACGUGUAAUGUAUACAAUGUAAACUUUUGGACGUUAAGCAGCGUGAAUGAAAGUACGUCGGAGUUUUUCUGGAACUUUUCACCGCUGAGAAAGGAUGACGACAACACAAUAGUGUUGGCAACCUGCAUGUGUUUUGGUUCCCACACGCUGGGCACCCUACAGCAAAGAUGAGGAUACAGGGACAGCCCGAGGGCGCGAGGAGGCGUCUGGAUUUAAAUGCAGCCGGGGAUCUGAGGGGCGUGGAGCUCAUACGUGGACGGGCAGGAUAUGGCUUUACUAUCACGGGGCAGAGCCCAUGUCUGCUAAGUGGCAUCCUGGAGGGAAGCCCUGCUGACCUAGUGGGACUCAAACAGGGGGAUCACAUCAUGGCCAUCAAUGGAACUGACGUGUCCACUGCUUUGCAUGAGACGGUGGUGCAGUUGAUUGGCAGCUGCAAAGGACCCCUGCAGUUAGUGGUGCAUGUUGCAAGCCGAGUGAUGGGAAACCCCAUUCUUAAUGACGCAAAAUUUGGGAUUGCCCAGAAAAAUGGUAUGUUCCAAAAGGCAGGUGUUCUCCGCACUAUCUCAUAUGAUUCAAGCAACUCCUCCUUCAACUCAUGUCAGGCUAUCAGCCCCAGACAGAGGCCGGUGUCAGAGCCUGAUAUGUCCCAAUGGUCACAUCAGUGGAACUCUUUAGCUGCGCAGCAAAAUGAGGACAUGUCCAGAGUGGCGGACACAGACUCUGUGUUUACAGACACGGAAGAAAAUAUUUCUGACUGGAGUAUGUUAAACAUGACCUUGGUGGUGGGCUAUCUGAGCUCCACAGAGCUUAUUUUGAACACUACAGGGUCAGAGGAGGACUGUUUGAAAGCCAUUCGGGAGCGAAUACGACUGUUGGGAACAGAGCAGAACACCCACACUCUGGUGAUGAUGAAAGUCAUGUAUGACUGUAUUCGACUUUGUGACGACGCAGGCGCUGUUUUGGCAGCCUUUCCUGCUGAGAACCUGGUUUUAGGGGCUGUGUGUGCUGAAGACCCACGUUUUUUCUGCCUGGUCACCACAGCACACAUAAUAAAUGGACGUGUACCAGAGGGCGGUCCUUUGCGGGCGUCCUGCCAUGUUUUCUUCAUCGACCCAGAGCUGGGGAACCAUGAGGACCAUACGGGCAUUGCUGGACGCUUUGCCUUCGAUUGCACUCCAGAUCCAGACGCCUUGGGGUGCCUGGAAUUCCCUCAGACCCCCCAAGAUGUUCUCCAUUUUGUCACAGUCCUGUACAGUGACCUGGGGGAGGCUGUGGAGAGGCUUCGAGUCAAACUGGACGUGGAGGCUCAGCAGCAAGCCAAGGAAGAGGGAAGUAAUGGCAAAGAAGGCAGUGCUAGUAGCAAUGGGGACAGUGGAAUUGAAAAUGCGUCCCCCCCUGAGGAGAUAGCGGAUAGGGAUUUCCCCUCUGCAAUCCAAAGCCCCCCUGGGACCACCCUCCCCAGCUGUCCAUGGGAUUAUCCUCUAGCUGAAGACCUCACCCCAAUAAAUCUCUCCAAGAAUGGCAAAAGACUGAAUCCAGAGAACAGUGCCAGCACACAUUCCCUUUCUGAGUCACUACCUGGCCCUGAUUCUCUUCAUAGAUUUUAUGGGGGUCCCCCACCCAGACUGGAGUUCCAGUUCAAGCCCCCACCACCUCCUCUGCCUUCGGGUAAAAAAUCGAACUCCUUUGUAGACCCGCUCAGAGGAAGCCAAAGGUGGUGGCCAAAGGCAAAGUGGCCCAAAGUCCUCCACAGUGAGGCGGACCCUCAGGUGACCAACAACUGGUCCUCAAGCGUAAGCCUGGGCUCCGGGACCAAUAACCUGCCCCCCCCCAUGAGCCAGAUCCCCUCAGACAGGUACUGCUCAGCAGAGGUCAUGAUGCUCCCUCCCAGAGAGGAAUGGACCAAAAGGUUUCUCGACCAGAGGGAGAAACAGCAGAAAAACCAUAAUACCAAAAAUGUCUCCAGGUUUUGGGGUAUGGGUGUUAACCGUGCAUCUAAACGCCGCUCUGUCAAACGGCUCAGCCUGGCAAGAUCCCUGGAUGACCUCGAGUCUGCUGCUUCCUCAGAUGGUGACUACAGUGGAGUCCAGUUGCAGGGAUGCUGCAGCCAGAGCAGCCUGAACAGUAAUGGCAGUCUUCCAGGAGCGGGCAGCCUGCGAGGGGUCCCGGAGCAGAGAGUGGCCAGCUGGGCCGCCUGCUUCGAACGCCUCCUCCAGGACCCAGUGGGGGUGCGCUACUUCUCGGAAUUUCUCAAGAAAGAAUUCAGUGAGGAGAAUAUCUUGUUCUGGCAGGCCUGUGAAUACUUCAGUCAUGUCCCUGCAGCUGAUAAAAAGCAGCUGUCUCAGAGAGCCGGAGAGAUCUACAACAGCUUCCUGUCCAGCAAGGCCACCAUGCCGGUCAACAUCGACAGCCAGGCCCAGCUGGCCGACGACGUCCUCACCUCCCCGCGGCCCGACAUGUUCAAGACGCAGCAGCUACAGAUUUUUAAUUUGAUGAAGUUUGACAGUUAUUCCCGAUUCCUCAAGUCCUCCCUUUACCAAGAGUGCAUGCGUGCCGAGGUGGAUGGCCGAUCUCUGCCGGACCCUUACCAGAUUCCCUGCAGUCCUGCGCCCUCUAAACACAGCGCCAGCUCGGACCGCUCCUCCCUCUCCACUCCCAAAAAGGAGGCCAGAAAGCAGAGGUCAGGGAGGUCACUCACCGAAGACAAGGAUGAGAGCGCCGAUAAGAAACGCGGCUUCUUCUCGUGGUCCCGCAACAGGAGCUUUGGAAAGGGCCCCAAGAAGAAGGACAUAGCAGACAUAAACCUGGACUACUGGGGCAGUAAUGGGCGGAGGGAGUCCCAGGGCUCCUUGUCGUCCGGUACCAGUCUGGAGAUGGCCACUUCCUGCUCUGCUGGGAAGAUCGAGGCUGAUAAUCGCCACUCAGUAUGGGAGCGCUCCCCCAAACACUGCAGCGUGGUGCUGCCCGACGGCUCCUGCUCUCCCAUCAGUCUCCGGCCCGGGGCCUCCAUAAGGGACGUCCUCCACGACCUCUGUCAGAGCAUCAACGUCAACAUCGCUGCUGUGGACCUCUUCCUGGUGGGAGGAGAGAAGCCUUUGGUGUUGGACCAAGACUGUAUGACCCUCAGCUCCCGAGAAUUAAGAGUGGAGAAGCGGACGUUGUUUAGAUUGGACCUGGUCCCCAUUAACCGCUCCGUGGGUCUGAAGGCCAAACCUACCAAACCCGUCACUGAGGUCCUGCGUCCCGUGGUGGCCAAAUAUGGCCUCCACCUCAGCGAUCUCGUGGCCAAAAUAAGUGGAGAAACUGAGCCUUUGGACCUAGGCGCCCCCAUAUCCAGUUUGGAUGGCCUGCGAGUUGUUUUGGAGAGAGUUGAUCCAGCUGCAGGGAAAGAAGAUAAAUCCAAGUCUUCCUCCCUAAAGAACCUCCCUCCAUCCAGAAGUUUUUCUGCUGCUGGAGAUGAGAGGUCAACACCAAAGGACUUUUCUGUGAAAGCGAGUGGACCAGACUCAGCACUCCCAGGGGAAAAGAGAAAACAGAAAAAGAUUAAUAUAGAUGAAGCUGAAGAAUUCUUUGAGCUCCUGAGCCGGGCGCAGAGCACCCGAGUCAACGACCAGCGCGGCCUCCUGAACAAAAACGACCUGGUGCUUCCCGACUUCCUGCGUCUCACCCCGGCCAUCUCCUGCUCCACUCCAGACUCCAAGAAACAGAGCCGGGAGAACGGCAUCUCCUCCAGAGUGGCUCUCAGCGCCAGCCUGCGCUCCGAGAGCCUCGACUCCUCCCUCAGCUCCAGCGCCAACGGACACUCCGCGAUGAGGCAGUGCCUGAUGCCGCCCACACGCCACGCCACCUUCGGCACCCACCUGUCCCCCAUCCCGCGGCCCUCGGACACCCGGCCCAGCCUCCGCACCGUGGAGGAAGACACCAACAGCGACCUGACCCUGGUGGGGGAGGGCCACAUCAGCAGCCCCAACAGCACCCUGCUGCCCUCGUUGUCGUCCCCCAUGCCGUCCUUCAACAGCAGCCUGCCAGAAGCCAACUUCACCCCCCCACCGCCCUGCCCCCAGCCUCAAGACGCAGGUGGAGAGUCCACUUCAGAGGGAAACACAAAACCAAGCUCUGACACCAAAUCAGCCACCGACAGAGCCGACGCUGCACAGACGGCUCCGGAGGUGAUGGAUGUGGAGGAGGUCCAUCUGGAGGAGGGGACACUGGAAACAUCCCAGGGAGAGGAGUCUGAGCUCAGCCUGAGCUUCCAGGGCUACGUGGCUGAGCUGCGGCAGUGCCAGAGCAAGCUGAGGAGCACCCAGAUACCCCAGAGUGGCCGGAACCCACCAGAGGGCCAGGACUGCCAGACAGACCUUUACAAGGCCACAAUCGUCUAAAGGGAAACCCCACUGCUGCACUUUUUAAGCCUAAGGCACUGUCAAACAAUGGGCUGCAUGUACACUCCAAAAAAAAGUCAAUAUUAUGGUGAUAGAUAUUGUAUAUUUGUUACGAAUUCUGGCGUAUUCUUGUCGAUUUUUAGUACUGGUUGUAAUUUUUAGGCAGUGAUAUGUUUUUGUUAUGCUUUAGUUUAAUAAUGAAGUUCAAAAUCGUUCUAUUGUGAGCCAUGUUAGACUAAGGACAACAAUGGAAGAAGCCUGAAAUUAACUUAAUGGUACCAGUUUCUAAUAGGCAUUUAGGAUUGAAAGUUGUCAUUAUUGGGUUUAUUAUAAAUGUAACUCUCUUAUAAGCUAUCAGUAUGAAUUGAACAGCUAAAUUAAAAUACCUUGUGGGAACAACAUAUACAAGAGAAGAGAUUAAUAAUUGAUUAUGCCAUCAAUUACAUUUAAAGACACUCGCAGGUUAGGAAAAUUGUGAGAUGUAGAUGAAAAGCUCUGAAAUAAUGUAUUGAAUGAACUCAAAAGCAUAACCAAAAUGUAAAAUAAUACCAUUAAUUAAGCUAUUAAUUGCAACUUAAAGUUUGAACAAAAAAUCUUGACCUAAUGUCAAUGUACUAGUUUUUCUUCUGCUGAGGAAGGCUGUGAGAUAUAGUGGAAAGAUAAAAAAUACUCAUCUAGUAAGAGCACCUUGGGCUAAAACAUUUUUGUCAAACGACUGUUACCCUAUUAGAAAGUGGUACCAAAUGUUCUGGCAUCAUAUGCUAGAUCGUACUUUGUUAUAGGAUUAAAAGGGAGGUAAAUCACAAUUUUUCUUGCAUAUUUAAGUUUUUUUGUAUAUAUUUUCUUCUUAUGUUUUACAGAUAAUACAUGAUGGUACCUUUGUUGCCUGUACUUCCUGCUUCUGUGGUUGUGUGAGGUUGUCCACAUGUUGAAUGAUUAAAAAGCUUUGUUUGCUGUAAUUCGAAUCAAAAGUUCUCUUUUCGUUUGUAAGUGCAUAAUUUAUAGGAUUAAUUCAUUGUUUUAUGUCAGUAAGGGAAUCCUUUAACAUCCUGUAAUAACUCCGUAGACACCCUUGUGAACAAAUAGUUGAAAUACUCCUCUGUUGUACUUUAUUACCCCAAGUCUUACAUAAAACAAUCUCUGCCCUGAA